Messenger RNA from Colletotrichum costaricense, 1599 nucleotides. RefSeq lists its product as uncharacterized. The coding region runs from base 1 to 1599 and encodes 532 amino acids. The transcript has a single exon. NCBI's taxonomy places the organism in Eukaryota, Fungi, Ascomycota, Sordariomycetes, Glomerellales, Glomerellaceae. The record is from RefSeq and is a predicted model, not a curated record.
AUGUCCUCUGCUCAAGGCAACAACGAACUUCCACUACCACCCCAAGACGGAGGUGUGUCAUCUCAUUCCCAGCAAAGACCCGAGUGGGAGACACACCAGGAAUUGAUGAAGGAGAGGCCCAUCGUCAUCGAGUGUUCUGUAUUUGACCAUCGCUACAAGCAUCUAGACACAAUUCAACUCGGCGAUGUGCUCAAUAGAUCCGAAGAACCUGAUGAUCAAGCACGUUGGAGACGUGCCCUUGGCCAGGCGGUCUACGGUUACCUCGAACCCACAACAGAAGACAAUGACCCUCGACUUGGGUAUUCCACGACCAUGAACAACGCCUUCCAUACACUCCGUAUCGAUGGCAGAAACUUUUAUCACUUAGUCACUGUUUUGACAUGGGUCGAGGGAAAGGAUUGGAUUAAGUUCCCUAAGCGGAUCUUCGUUGAAUAUGGAAGUUCUACCGUUCCAAUACCCGGGGGCACUAUUUGGCAAGACAAAACCGAAAUCGUCCGAAACCUCUUCAAGAAAGAGUUCUUUUUUGAUUCAGAUGAUUUUACGCCCAAUAAUGGCAAAUUCCUCGAGUACGCCGACGAAAAUGAAGAGAUCACGAGAAGACGAAAUUGCAUACUCAUCUUCCUAUUACUUCAAGUCUUCCCGAAUGUCGAAGAGUUUGCGCUUGACAAGCGUAUUGCAGCUUGGUUCUAUACCGACAAAAGUACUAUUGAAGUUUUCCGCGAAGCUUCUAACUUCAAGCCAGAAAACAAGAGACCAAUCAAGAAGUUAUCUUCCCUCUCUUUGAGGGGUAUGGACGAUGACCAACAAAUUGCAUGGCAAGGUGUCUGCUGGCUAUCUACUAUUAUGCCUUCGAAACACUUGUUCCUCGAGGGAAAAUUCAUUUUCUCCGAGAGCUCUCUCAUAACGCCAGGCCUUAUGGGAGUUUCAGAUAUCACCUUACACAAAGUACAACUAGGAAAAACCCAGAUCAGGAAACUCAUUGAUGUGGAAAAUGACAAGAUCUCAGCAUUUCGAUAUAUUGGGGAGGAUGUUGACUCCGAGAAUAGCACUUGGCAUGAUCCAGUGGACAAAGUAGUGUCCAAUCUACAGGUCCCUCAAAGCCAGUUCUUGAAAACGCUCUGUAUUGGUUUGUGUGAACCUCCUCAGGGCUACAACGUCAAAAGCUCGCCAGUCAAUUCUUUGAAGAAGUUAACCAGCUUGACACAUCUGUGGAUCAAUUCUGGCAAAACAUCACGAUGGAACGAUGGCAACCUUAGGACAUUUACGAAGGAACUUCCGCCAAGCUUGAAUCAUCUACGCAUUACAGGCAACGUCCAAGACGUCGAGAGUUGGAUAAACUUCGUGCAGAAGUAUCCAUAUUCGGUAUUUAGCAACCCGAGGAAAUCAAAACUUGGCGUCUCCAAAGAGAACUCUGACCUAGUGCAAUCAAUGAGUGUGGAACUGAUCCCCAGGCUCUAUAUUAUCAAAGAUCAUUCUAAACCACUUUUCAAUGACCCGUUCGUGGCACAGAAUAGCGGUGGUACAGAGGUACUUGAAGACGAGAUGGAGCCGGACAUUCUUCUUUGGAGAAUCAACGAUGACACGGAGGCUCAACUAUAA